Xenopus laevis (African clawed frog) is the source of this 1047-nucleotide messenger RNA. RefSeq names its product stromal cell-derived factor 2-like 1 S homeolog (gene sdf2l1.S). Gene Ontology annotation, cellular component: extracellular region; protein-containing complex; endoplasmic reticulum. The record is from RefSeq and is marked provisional. NCBI's taxonomy places the organism in Eukaryota, Metazoa, Chordata, Amphibia, Anura, Pipidae.
GUUGAAGGAAGUGGCGGCGGGACUCGGUUGAGGUGCCGGGAAAGCAAUGCUGCUGUGUGAGUUCGGGCUUGUCUUCCUACUGUUGAGCCUGUGCAACAUCUUGCACUGGGGGCAAGGAAGUGAGGACGAUGGUGAAUAUGUAACCUGCGGUUCUGUGGUAAAACUGCUGAACACUCGGCACAACGUGCGGCUGCAUUCGCAUGACGUCAAGUACGGCUCGGGUAGCGGUCAGCAGUCUGUCACUGGUGUGGAAGCCUCAGAUGAUGCCAACAGCUACUGGAGAAUAAAGGGCAAGACAGAUGCAGACUGCUCACGUGGGGAGCCCAUCAAGUGUGGCCAAGCUGUCCGGCUUACCCAUGUGAACACUGGAAAGAACUUGCACACACAUCACUUUUCUUCCCCCCUCUCUAACAACCAGGAAAUAAGUGCUUUUGGGGAUAAUGGAGAAGGCGAUGAUCUGGAUGCAUGGACAGUGCAAUGCAGUGACGCACACUGGGAAAGGGAUGAUGCUGUUCGGUUCAAGCACAUUGGCACAAAUGUCUACUUAACAAUUACUGGGGAACAAUUUGGACACCCAAUUCGAGGACAGAGAGAAGUCCAUGGUAUAACUAAUCCAAAUGCUCAUAACUUCUGGAAGGUAAUGGAGGGAGUGUUUCUCAGACAAAGCUUCCCACCAGGUGUGGGUAAGCAUGACGAAUUAUGAAGAACAGUAAAAUCAGUGAAGCUCCUCUUACCUACUGGGGCUUCAUGUGCUCAUGAGAGCUGACGUACUUGAACACAGUAAACUCGGUAGUAAAAAAUAAGCACAGAUCUGCCUUUAUGAAUGAGACUUUCAGCGGUUCUAAACCAAUUCUAUGUCACUUUUCUGUACUGGGAUUUCUUAAAAGGGAUACAGUUUGGUUUUUGUUGUGUGUGUGUGGGGGGGGUUUUUAGAUCUAUAUUUUUAAACCAUUUUUUUGUUCUGUUUCUUUUGAACUCGAGCUAAACUGUAAUUUUUCAGAAUAAAUCUAUUAGGGGGAAGGGCAUAACAAUUACAUUUUGAAUGCA